CAAGAACAACAAGUGCAGCAAACGGAAAAUGCACAACUUUUGUUUAUUAUUACUUAAAAUUAAUUGUUAAAUAAAUCUGUAAUCAUGCCGAUAAUGUACAAUACGGGUGAGUGGUUCAAUGUACAGCCGGACUACUACAGAAAAGUCGAGCUAGCAACACCAGACUGGCCAAUCGAUUUGGACUUAGAGUACAUGCAAGUUGUGGCUGCCCCGUAUGGAGGUCCUUUGGCUGCAAUACGCGAUGCUACCAAAUUGGUGCCCGUCAAAGGUACUUCCAGGCCGAUGAUUAGGAUUUUUGAUACCGCCGGCAAUGAGAUGGGUCACAUAUCAUGGAGCCAUGGAAAGCUCAUCUCAAUGGGCUGGUCCGACACCGAAGAGCUUAUAUGCGUGCUGGAAAAUGCCAAGGUCAUUGUCUACGAUAUGUUUGGCAACGAAAAGGAAUCGUAUAGCAUUGGCGGCGAGGCAAGCGUCAUUAAGAUUGUAGAGGCUAAGGUCUUUCAGUCCGCAGCAGGCACUGGGGUGGCCGUUAUGACAACUUCCGGUCGCAUCUUCCUCAAGCAGAACAGCAGCAAAUCGGAACGAAAGCUGCCUGAUAUACCAAAUUCCAAUACGAAUUGCUCAUGCUGGGAGAUUGUGACCGAGGGUCGCAAUAGCUACUGUCUGCUGGGUCGCGACCGCGAGGUCAUCAAACUUUUACAUGGCCAGACCGUGGGCACCGUAAUUGCCAAUUUGUUUGAGAAACCACACGAUCGUAUCAUAAAGAUAUCCGUUUCGUAUAACCAUCAGCACCUGGCGCUGUACACUAACACGGGCCUGCUCUGGCUGGGCAGUGUCGAUAUGCGGCAGAAGUACUGCGAGUUUGAUACGGGCCGCAAGGAUAUGCCAUUGCAAAUUGAAUGGAUUAUGAAUACCCACAACGCCGACGCAGAUGCUGUCGUUAUUUCCUAUCCCUCAUAUCUGCUGAUUGUCAAUCGCAAUGCGGACAGAAGUGAAUUUCCCUAUGAUCCCGUCAUGUUUCUGGUCGCCGAAAUGGAUGGUGUGCGUAUUAUUACCCAAAGCUCACAUGAAAUGAUUCAACGUUUACCGAAAUGUGUGGAGAACAUCUUUGCUGUUAAUAGCCAACUGCCGGCCAGUUAUUUAUUCGAGGCACAGAAGAAAUUUGAGGAAAAAUCCUACAAAUCCGACCAGUAUCUGAGCCUGUGCCGAUCAAACAUUGAGUUAGCUGUCAACGAGUGCAUCGAAGCUGCAGCAUAUGAGUUCUGUCCCGAAACGCAGAAGAGCCUCAUGAAAGCAGCUUACUUUGGCAAGGCAUUCAUACCGUCUCAUAAUCCGGAAGAGUAUAUGCGCAUCUUAAGAAUAUUGAGAGUUUUAAAUACGCUGCGCCACGAGAAAAUCGCCAUGCCUCUUACUUAUAUACAGUUCUCCCAUCUUAACCCCGAUGUCAUUUUGAGUCGUCUAGUCUUUCGCAAGCACUAUGCUGUGGCCAUACAAGUGGCUAAGCAUCUGAAGUUGCCCGAAUCUUGGAUAUUAGAACAUUGGGCCUAUCAUAAAGUUAUGCAUGAUCAGAAUGACAAUGAGGUGGCACGCAAGAUCACGGAGAAAUUCAAGAAUCCCUCUAUUGAGGGAAUUUCCUUUUGCAAUAUAGCGGAGAAGGCGCAUCAAAGUGGACGCGAUGAACUGGCUAUUAAGCUGCUUGAGUUGGAGCCUCGCGCUUCAUUGCAGGUUCCACUGCUGCUUAAGAUGGGCAAAUUUGAGCGUGCUGUGGCCAGUGCUACACAAUCUGGCGAUACGGAGCUGGUCACUUCCGUGCUGCUCGAAAUCAAGAAGAAAAUGAUGCUGUCUAAUUUUCAUAUGAUAAUUAGAGAAUAUCCCUUGGCUUUAAAUAUGUACAAGAACAUUAUGAUGCAGUCCAGUCGCACCGCACUCUACGAUAUCUACAACACUGAGGACGAUUACAAGUCCAUUGCCGAGUAUCAUUUUAAAAAUGCCAUUGAAAGCGAAGAUCUCGAAUCGAAUCUGUCGAUUAUUGGCAACAGCUACGCACAGGGCAGAUGCACCGUGGAGGCAAAACUUUGCGACGACACUUCGCGCAUGCUGAAGCUUCAGAAGACGUUGUUUAACAAGCAUAAUGGUGCCGUCGCUUUGAACGGACUGUCAAUACAUGACACAAUGUUGCAGCUGCUGCAUGUGGGCGAGCUGAAGGAGGCGGAGAAAAUCAAGAGCGAAUUCAAUGUACCCGAUCGCAGGUUCUGGUGGUUGCGCAUACUCUCUCUGGCCGAGAAGUUUAACUGGGUGGAGCUUGAAAAUUUCUCGAAGAGGAAGAAGAGUCCCAUUGGAUAUGAGCCCUUUGUCGAGGUUUGUCUGCAGCAGGAAAAUACGCGAGAGGCGCGAAAAUAUAUUUUACGUUGCCCGGACAAGCGCAAGGUGUACUGGUACAUGCGAGCUAGCUUGUACGAGGAGGCCAUCGAUUGCGCUUUUGAGCAACGGGAUUUGCAUAGCUUGUAUGAGCUACAGACAAAGAUGCAGCUGCUUAGAGAUCAGGCGCUGCUCGAAAAGAUUUGUAAUUUCAUAGCCAUUCUUCAGGCAAGACGUUGAACUAAACAUUCCAUCAAUAAUAUAUGUCUAUUUAUUAUAUCAAUUAUUAUUGUUCCAUUAAAUUUUGUGUGUGGCAAACUUCAGACUACGCUAAUGCUGAAGAACAUAUGAUAACAUAUUCAAA
Drosophila novamexicana is the source of this 2719-nucleotide messenger RNA. RefSeq names its product vacuolar protein sorting-associated protein 16 homolog (gene Vps16A). Gene Ontology annotation, molecular function: actin binding. The transcript is spliced from 9 exons. The record is from RefSeq and is a predicted model, not a curated record. Gene Ontology annotation, cellular component: endosome; cytoplasm; HOPS complex. The coding region runs from base 85 to 2595 and encodes 836 amino acids. Gene Ontology annotation, biological process: endosomal transport; vacuole fusion, non-autophagic; intracellular protein transport. NCBI's taxonomy places the organism in Eukaryota, Metazoa, Arthropoda, Insecta, Diptera, Drosophilidae.